UGGUAGACAUGAUAUAAGACCCCAUCGUAGCACCGCCUGCUCACUCCUCCUCUCCCUUGGUACACAUCUCUCAAGACUCUUGUUCAAUUCUUGUCUCCUCCUCUCUUGUCCUCUUGUGCCUCAGCCAAGCAGUGCUUCUGUUCCCUGAGCCAAUACCGACAAGAUGGUCUUGACCGAGUACACCUACGUGUUCGCCAUUGGAACGUUCUUUGCGUUGCUCGAGGCCUACAACAACGGUGCUAACGAUGUCGCCAACGCAUGGGCCACUUCGGUGUCCUCCCGCUCCGUCACCUACCAACAGGCAAUGGUCCUCUGUCUCAUCUUCGAAUUGACCGGCGCUCUCACCGUCGGCGCCCGUACCGCCUCCACCAUCAAGAACGGAAUCAUCCCAAUCGCCGCCUUCAAUGGCAACGCUCCCGUUCAACUCCUCGCCUUCACAUGCGCCGCCGCCGGUGCAUCCAUCUGGGUCAUGUGGUGCACGCGCCACUCCGCUCACGUUUCCUCGACCUACUCCCUCGUUUCCGCCAUCGCUGGUGUUGGUGUUGCCGCUGUGGGAGCCGACAAGGUGCAAUGGGGAUGGAACAACGGAUCUGGUCUUGGAGCCAUCUUCUCGGGUCUGAUCAUCGCUCCCGUUGGAUCCGCUCUCUUCGGAGCUGCCAUCUUCCUCCUCAUCAAGUUGACCGUUCACCUCCGCUCCAACCCCGUCCCAUGGGCUGUCUGGACCUCUCCGUUCUUCUUCCUCGUCGCCGGAACCAUUUGCUGCUUGUCCAUCAUUUACAAGGGUUCCCCACGUCUCGGUCUGACCGAGAAGCCUGGCUACUGGAUCGCCGGUGUUUCCGUCGGAACCGGCAUGGCGCUCGCUCUCCUCGCCGCCCUCUUCUUCGUGCCAUACGUUCACGCUCGUGUCAUCAAGAAGGACUACACCCUCAAGUGGUACGACCUGUUCAAGGGACCUCUUCUCUUCAGCCGCCCCGCUCCCGCCGAUGCCGAGUUCGCUCGUGUUCCCAACUACGCCGUCAUGCAGCACGGUGGUGAGGAGACCGCCGAGAUCACCGACACCAAAUCCGAGGGCUCCGACGAGGUCAUCGCACCCAACGGCAAGCACGAGACGGUCAUCUCCGCCGGCCGCAACCCCAUGGCUCUCUCCGACGAGUCCGCCCUCUCCACCGGCACCCAAGCCGACUACAAGGUCCAAAUGGCUCGCGCCCGCGAGAUGCACCACGCCGACCUCCGCAAGAACAGAGGUCCUCUCGGCUGGGCCAUGCGCCACCUCCACCGCAACCAAAUCGGCGCCGGCUCCAUCUACGAGAAGCACAACCUCAUCGCUGUCGUCAAGCGUGUUCCCGCUCAGAUCGUCGUCAUGGCUCUGUACGGAGUCAACUUUGACAUCCACAAGGCGCAGGUCGGUGUCAUGGGCACUCCCGAGGGUCGUCGCAUGGACCGUGUCUACAACAACGCCGCCAAGUACUCCAACGAGACCGAGUACCUGUACUCGUUCGUCCAGAUCAUCACCGCUUGCACUGCUUCGUUCGCUCACGGCGCCAACGAUGUUGGUAAUGCGGUCGGUGUGUGGGCAGCCAUGUACGCUGCCUGGUCGACUGGUGAUACCGUCAAGAGCAAGGAGCCUGUGCCGCUUUGGCAGAUUGCUGUCAUUGCUUUGACCAUCUGUUUCGGUUUCUGCACAUAUGGUUACAACAUCAUGCGAGUCAUGGGUAACAAGAUCACCUACCACUCUCCAUCUCGUGGCUCCUCCAUGGAAAUGGGUGCCGCCAUCACUAUCCUCAUCUUCUCGCAAUACAAACUCCCUGUUUCCACCUCCAUGUGUAUAACUGGCGCCACCGUCGGAGUCGGUCUCUGCAACGGUACCUUCCGCGCCGUCAACUGGCAACGAGUCGGUCUCCUCUUCUUCUCCUGGGUCAUGACCAUCCCGAUCGCCGGUCUGAUCGGUGGCAUCACCAUGGGUCUCUUCCUCAAUGCUCCUUCUUACUAGAUUGUCUGAAGUCGGAGUGUUUCGGGUGGUGUUGAUGUUGAUAGACUUU
This is a messenger RNA of Zymoseptoria tritici IPO323, 2039 nucleotides long. RefSeq names its product phosphate-repressible phosphate permease (gene MgPHO4). Lineage: Eukaryota; Fungi; Ascomycota; Dothideomycetes; Mycosphaerellales; Mycosphaerellaceae. The transcript has 4 exons. The coding region runs from base 164 to 1990 and encodes 608 amino acids. Gene Ontology annotation, biological process: phosphate ion transmembrane transport. The record is from RefSeq and is a predicted model, not a curated record. Gene Ontology annotation, cellular component: membrane.